AUGUCCCAAUUCUUCCAGCAACCACCUCCAAACCAGCCAUACGGCGCACCCUCCGCGCAAAAUCUCCAGUUCUACCCAUCCUCAUACACGCCAAAUCCGGUCUCAGGACACGCAACACCCUCACAAGCUUCAUACGGCUAUGGCGCGCCAGCUGGCUCUCCAGGAUAUGGAGCCGGCGCAGGAUUCAAUUCUGGGUUUGGAGCAGCAGCGGGAGUGAGUGGGCGAAUGGGGGAACAAGGUGGAUUAAGGACUGGAUGGCUGGCUGCAUUUGGGACGGAGGGGUAUGAUGGAGAACCGCCAUUACUUGAAGAGCUAGGUGUAAAUUUUGCGCACAUACAGAGCAAGACAUUAGCGGUACUCAACCCACUGGCCUCGAUCGACCAGCACAUAAUGGACGACUCAGAUCUCGCGGGUCCAAUACUUUUCUUCCUCCUUUUCGGCACCUUCCUGUUGUUCUCUGGAAAAGUCCAUUUCGGGUACAUCUACGGACUCGCGCUUCUAGGCUCCACCUCUUUACACCUAAUCCUCUCACUCAUGUCACCACCUCUCGAGUCCUCUUCCUCCCCACAGCAAACACAAUCGUCACAUUUAUCAAGCACUCUUACCUUCACAAGAUCCGCUUCUGUACUAGGAUACUGCCUAUUACCACUAGUCUUGACAAGUUUGGUCGGUGUGGUGUUUCCAAUGGACGGCAUGUUAGGCUACGUGUUGACUAGUAUGGCUAUCGUAUGGUGCACGUACAGCAGUUCCGGCAUGUUCUGUGUAGUAGGAAGGAUGCGAGGGAUGAGAGGACUAGUCGCAUAUCCUCUGGCACUGUUCUACGUAGGAUUCGGAAUCAUGGGUAUUUUCUCGAGUAGAGGCAGUAAACUACCAGGCAAUCUCAAGGCAGGACUUUAA
Messenger RNA from Glarea lozoyensis ATCC 20868, 897 nucleotides. Its product is annotated as Golgi membrane protein, putative. The transcript is spliced from 2 exons. NCBI's taxonomy places the organism in Eukaryota, Fungi, Ascomycota, Leotiomycetes, Helotiales, Helotiaceae. Gene Ontology annotation, biological process: endoplasmic reticulum to Golgi vesicle-mediated transport; vesicle fusion with Golgi apparatus. The record is from RefSeq and is a predicted model, not a curated record. The coding region runs from base 1 to 897 and encodes 298 amino acids. Gene Ontology annotation, cellular component: membrane; trans-Golgi network.